This is a messenger RNA of Leptosia nina, 288 nucleotides long. The record is from the annotation of a GenBank genome assembly. Lineage: Eukaryota; Metazoa; Arthropoda; Insecta; Lepidoptera; Pieridae.
AUGCGUGUUGUUGGCUUAAGUGAAAGCGCGUAUGACGGCGGUCGGUCGGUGUUCGCAGACGACUUGAUCGCGAGCAAGGAGCUGUUAUCGGACAUGGGCGACGAGCUGGACGAGGCGUUCCUGGAGUUAGGGCUGCCUGUGGGACGAGCUCGUGGCCGAGAAGGAGAAGUACAAGGACAUUGGAGACGACCUAGACACCGCCUUCGUGGAGCUGAUCCUCAAGGAAUAGGCCAAGCGUGCCUGGUGCGCUCGCUGACAAUGGCAACUGACCGCCGCUGCUAUGUAUAG